AAAUAGCUGCAAUUUUGUUCUUCUGUUCAGAGAAAAGGAGCACAUGCUUAGGAAAUGAGAGGGAAUACAUUGACUUUUUUUUUUCUUGCUUUGAAAGUAUUUAAAUGACUUGCCUAAGAAAUGUCUGAGGUUAGAGAAGGACAGAUAGAAGGGAAGGUGGCCAAAACCCAAGGAAGUUAUUUUGGUAAUUUGAAUGAACACUCAUUACAUUUUCCCCCAUCAGUCUGUGCACUUGCUCCAAAUAGCUCCUGGUUUGGGUUUAGGCAGCACAGACUGCAUUUGCAUUUCUUCCCAGGCAUAUGCUCCACUCUCUGUGCCUCUGGGUUCAAUGCCAGUCCCAAAGCUCCUGAAAACAGAGAGGGGUUUGUGGGCAUCUCCUGUGUACUGACCCUGCAGAAGAAAGGCUUGUACCCUGGAACUGAGGAAGAGAGAUUUCAAAAUUGGGGGGUGGGUAAGAUGGUGGAGACAUCCCACGUGAGCACCAGGGUGUAACAAUUUUUCGAGUAUUCCAUGGUACUCUACUCAGUCCUUUUUGCUGGGCAGCUCCUGUUUAAUCCUGUCUACCAACUACCAUCAGAACAUGGGGGAGAAUGAAGAUGAGAAACAGAGCCAGGCUGGCCAGAUUUUUGAGAACUUUGUCCAAGCGUCCACAUGUAAAGGCACCCUGCAGGCUUUCAACAUCCUCAUUCGGCACCUGCAGCUGGACCCUUCGGACCACAGAAACUUCUAUUCCAAGCUGAAGUCUAAGGUGACGACCUGGAAGGCCAAGGCCCUUUGGAAUAAACUAGAUAAACGAGGAACCCACAAAGAGUACAAGCGAGGCAAGUCCUGCAUGAACACCAGGUGUCUGGUGGUUGGAGGAGGACCCUGCGGCUUGCGGACUGCCAUAGAACUUGCCUACCUGGGAGCCAAAGUAGUCGUGGUGGAGAAGAGAGAUACUUUCUCCAGAAACAAUGUGCUGCACCUGUGGCCAUUCACCAUUCAUGACCUGCGGGGUCUGGGUGCCAAAAAGUUCUACGGGAAGUUCUGCGCGGGCUCUAUCGACCACAUCAGUAUUCGACAGCUUCAGCUCAUCUUGUUCAAGGUGGCGCUGAUGUUGGGAGUGGAAAUCCAUGUGAACAUAGAGUUCGUCAAGGUCCUCGAGCCUCCUGAAGAUCAGGAAAACCAAAAAGUAGGCUGGCGAGCAGAAAUUCUACCUGCAGAUCACUCACUAUCUGAUUUUGAAUUCGAUGUCAUCAUUGGUGCUGAUGGCCGCAGGAACACUCUAGAAGGUUUCAGAAGGAAAGAAUUCCGUGGGAAGCUGGCUAUUGCGAUCACUGCCAACUUCAUAAACAGAAACACCACGGCCGAGGCCAAGGUGGAAGAAAUCAGUGGGGUGGCUUUCAUCUUCAAUCAGAAAUUCUUUCAGGAUCUUAAAGAAGAAACAGGAAUCGACCUGGAGAACAUCGUCUACUACAAGGACAGCACUCACUACUUUGUCAUGACAGCAAAGAAACAGAGCCUCCUGGACAAGGGGGUCAUUGUGAACGAUUAUAUUGACACGGAGCUCCUGCUUGGCUCAGAGAAUGUAAACCAAGACUGUCUGCUGUCCUAUGCGAGGGAAGCAGCUGACUUUGCUACCAAUUACCAGCUGCCUUCCCUGGACUUUGCCAUGAAUCACUAUGGCCAGCCUGACGUGGCCAUGUUUGACUUUACUUCCAUGUAUGCUUCUGAGAAUGCGGCCCUAGUCCGGGAGAGGCAGUCCCAUCAACUCCUCGUGGCAUUGGUGGGAGACAGCUUAUUAGAGCCUUUUUGGCCUAUGGGCACAGGUUGUGCUCGGGGUUUCUUGGCCGCCUUUGAUACAGCCUGGAUGGUGAAGAGUUGGGAGCAGGGAAUCCCACCCCUCGAGAUCUUGGCUGAGCGGGAGAGUCUUUACAGACUGUUGCCUCAGACAACACCAGAAAACAUCAGUAAGAACUUUGAACAGUAUACCCUUGAUCCUGGCACUCGGUACCCAAACUUGAAUUCGAACUGUGUCCGGCCCCAUCAGGUAAAGCAUUUAUACAUUACUACGGAGCUGCAUCAUUUGCCUCUUGAGAGAUUUGGUUCCAUUAGAAGAUCAGUCAGUCUUUCUCGGCGGGAAUCUGACAUCCGGCCCAACAAGCUUUUAACCUGGUGUCAGAAGCAGACUGAAGGCUACCAGCAUGUCAGCGUCACUGAUCUGACCACCUCCUGGAGAAGUGGGCUUGCCUUAUGUGCCCUUAUCCAUCGCUUCAGACCAGAACUCAUCAACUUUGACUCUUUGAAUGAAGAAGAUGCCAUCGAGAACAACCAGCUGGCAUUUGACAUUGCAGAGAGGGAGUUUGGAAUCCCCCCUAUGACCACAGGCAAAGAAAUGGCAUCCUCCCAGGAGCCAGAUAAGCUCAGUCUGGUCAUGUACCUUUCUAAAUUCUAUGAAUUGUUUCGAGGGACACCUCUCAGAGCUGUUGAUUCUUUGGGUAAAAACUAUGGAGAAAAUGGUGACCUUAGCUUAGCCAAGUCAUCUAUUUUUAAUAAUUAUCUCAACCUCACAUUCCCCAGGAAGAGAACACCCCGGGUGGAGAACCUCACAGAAGAAAACGAUAUGAAUAAGCGAAGAAGGAAAGGCUUAGACAAUUUGGAAGAGCCAUCAAGUUUUUCUAGCCGCAGCAUUGGCUCAUCUCGGGAGUAUGGCAUCAGCAGGGAAGGCAUGAAUCAAAAUAAAGUUAAAUCCAUGGCCAACCAGCUGCUGGCCAAAUUUGAAGAGAAUGCACGGAAUCCGUCUUUUCUGAGGCAGGAGCAAGCUCUUUCCAACCUAGGUAAGCCGGUCCUCCACUCUUCUGCUGGCCCUCCUGUAAACUCUCACUUUGCUAAGCCAGAGGACCCCACACCCAGCCCAUCUCCUCCUCUCAAAAGGCAGUUUCAGGCAUUAGCUAAGACUGAGCAGGUGCUCAGGGAGGCAAAGCAAGCUUCUGCUAGCGACUGCCUGACCAGGCCUUCGAGAGCACGAGCCAAAUCGGACCUUCAGCACCCCCAGGCAGGAAGCAUGGCUCCUCUUCCAUCCGCCUACCCCGGGGCAUUCGCUCUCGUUGGGGCACUGAGGCGCCUGCAGAACGUGGAGGAAAAGAUUCACCAGAAGAGGGCUCAAAACUUAGCCAACAGGGAGUUUCACAAAAAGAAUAUUAAAGAGAAAGCUGCUCACCUUGCCUCCAUGUUUGCAAGUGAGGAUUUUCCCCAGAACAAACUACUCACCAAAGGCCUUUCCCACCCUCCUUCUCUUCCUUCCUCUUGCCUUUCAUCUCGUGACUCAACUGAUACUUCCUUUUCCUCAUCUGUUGACUCUUCUUCCUCUGACCGAAAGUCCUUUGUGCCAGGCGCUCCUGGAAAGCCUAACCCUGCUCCAAAGAAGGCAUAUAAGCAAAAGUUAUUUCAGCCAGACCCAGGCCAGAUGACAGUAGGGAAAGUGUCUCGAGGAAUAGGGGCAGUGGCUGAAGUUCUGGUCAAUCUGUAUAUGAAUGAUCACAGACCCAAGACCCAGGCCGCUUCUCCAGACCGGAGGAAGGCAAUGGACCAAACAUCCCUCCCACUCAAUUCAUCUAUUUCUCCAACUGGGGCCUCUCCUGGCUGGAAUCACCAGGGAUCUUUAAGAAAAGAAUUCCCCCAGAACCUUGGAGGCAGUGACAUCUGCUAUUUCUGUAAGAGGCGUGUAUACGUGAUGGAGCGCCUGAGCGCCGAGGGCCACUUCUUUCACAGGGAAUGCUUCAGAUGUGAGGUCUGCUCCACCACACUUCGCCUGGCUGCCUAUGCCUUUGAUGCAGAUGAAGGGAAAUUUUACUGCAAAACUCAUUUCAUUCACUGCAGAACCAAUAGUAAGCAAAGGAAGAGACGAGCAGAACUGAAGAGACAGGAAGAGGAGGAAGCACAGGAGAAACAGCAAGAAGUCAAGUGGUCAGACCCUUCCCCUGAAAUUCUCGGUCCUGCUGUCAACAGCCGAGAAGCCAGCCCUCCAGCAGAUUUUCUCCUCUCAGCAGAUGAGCCAACUUCCCCUAAAAAGCCAAAGAGCAUCUCUGGACCCUGUGAUGCGGAUGGCCAGAGGGGUCUGUUCCCUGCAGAAUGGACCUCUGUGAAAAUCGGCCCCAAGGGAGAAGGGAAUGAAGAUGACGUCCUGGCCAUUUGUGUCAUGGUCACCAGUGAUGGCAGCAGCUCUGAGACAGAAUCGGAUUCUGGGGAUAAUUCCUCCCAAAUGCAGUUUAGUGAACAGAAGACAUUAAAGUCUCAACAGCUGCCCUGCCCAAAGCCCUUCCGAAGGCAAGUUUCCCUGACCGUUCCCCAGAAUAGGAGGCCAGGCACUGGGUGCCCUGAAGAGUCAAAGGUGGCAAAUGCUCUGCAUCGGGCCCAUAGCUUCCAACAUCCGACUUCAAACAAAUACCAAAACGGGAGGAGAAAAUGCCAAUCUAAUUUGACAUCACCGAAUAGUAAGAAAUCUGUGCUGUCUUCCAAGGAUCCUCCUUAUUCUUCCUCAGCCCCUGGUCCUGGGAAACCUUCUGGUGAUGUUCCCCUGCCUCAGGCGACAUACACCACUUCUCCUGAAAUCAAAAGAAGACAUUCCCAGCCCCAAAGUCCAAUCAUUCAGGGAAGAGUUCGCAUGCGAGAGGUGUGUAAAGAAAUUCCUCUCUAUAUACCUCAUCGUUUCCAAAAAGAAGACUCUUCUUCCACUCAUGGGCCUGGGGAUGUUGGUAUGAAGCUUGCCAAUGGCCAUUGGAAAACUAAAACAAUUCCUUGGAAAACUGGAAAUACCCGGGAUGGUCCAGAUCAUGUUGGAGUAGAGCCUAGGAGCAGGCCAUCUCUAUCCUUAACUUCUGAGAAGAGCCAAGGGAAUACGACUAUAGGAAGUAAGACAGAAGAGAACGAGCUGAAAUCCAAUGAGGGGAGAAAACAAUGCUUAAAGAAAUUGGCCCUCACUCAAGAACAAAAGUCUCAGUUGCUGGACUGGAAUGAUGCCAAUGCAGAGAAUCUAAGCUUGGACACUGGAGAAUUGAUGCAUGCGGGCAAUGAAAGAGGUGAAACAUCAAAGUUGUCUAACCUUUCAUCAUUUCCUGGACCAGCCAAGGAGGCCUUAUCACACCAGAGAGAGACUCCACAGGAAUCCUGUGGCCCAACACCGAGGGCUACAAGGGAGGGAGCAGUAAAUAGACCCAAGUCCCCUCUUCGACUGAUAGCAAAUGCAAUUAGGAAGUCCUUGGAGCCCCUCCUCUCUAAUCCAGAAGGUGGGAAGAAGAACAGUGACUCCAGACCAAAGACACUGAUGGAGAAUUUAUCCCUGAAUGGUCCCCAACCUUGUGAUCAAUCUCCAAACUUAAAGAAAACCAGUUAUAGUAAAAACUGUGAUGUGCAGAAGCCCACCCUCAGCUCCUUAUUGGUACCUGGAAAUGAGAGAGGGACCUCAGACUCAGCCAUUUCAUUACAUGUUGCCCCCGAGGCACAACCAGUGACACGGGGCCUUUCAGAUAGAGUUGCCCGAGCUCGCAGUUUGCCCAGUAGGCAAAAGAGGUCCAUGACCCUACCCUCUGCCAUUGUAGAAGACAGCUCCACGCUCCUGGACAAAGUUAAUCUGAAAGAGGUACUACUGGGUAAGUCUUUGGACCAGUACAAAGCCCUGACAAAGAAGGGCAGUCUCUUUUCUUCUUUUAGACUCAAAGAAAAAACUUAUGAGAGUCUGGGGUCAAUGAAAACAAGGAAGGAUCUUGGCAGUAUUUUUAGUAACCCAGGAGCAAAAGACAUCUGUUACACUCCAAAGAAACCCUCAGAGCCCUGGAAUAAGUCUUCCUCAGGCCAAAUGGACAUUCUUCUCCCUGGAGAAAACUUAAGCUCCAUGCACCUACCUGUCAGAGCCCAGAUGACUGAGUGUUAUUCUUCCUUCUCCUCUUCUGAUACCACCUCCUCUUCAGAUGGUGAAUUUGAACCCCAACCUUCCCUACCACCAAAGGAGAGACGAACACUUAAAAGAAUAAGGAAGAUGGAGAAGGCUUCCAAACAGUUGGCUAAGCAAGAAGAAUUCAAAAGGCUUUACAAGGCCCAGGCUAUCCAACGCCAGUUGGAAGAAGUGGAAGAACGUCAAAGAGCCUCAGAGAUCCAAGGAGUUGAGCUGGAAAAGGCUCUGAGAGGAGAGUCAGAUUCAGGCGCACAGGAUGAGGCACGGCUCCUGCAUGAAUGGUUUAAGCUGGUCCUGGAGAAGAAUAAAUUAAUGCGAUAUGAAUCUGAGCUCUUGAUCAUGGCCCAAGAAUUAGAAUUAGAAGACCACCAAAGCAGAUUAGAGCAGAAACUAAGAGAAAAAAUGUGUAUGGAAGAGAGCGAAAAAGACGACAGCAUUCGGAAUGAGGAACAGGAGAUUUUCACCAAAAUGAUGAGAGUGAUUGAGCAGAGAGACAGACUGGUAGAUUCCUUAGAGGAGCAGAGAGUGAAAGAAAAAGCUGAAGAUCAACACUUUGAAAAUUUUAUGUUAUCUCGAGCUUAUCAACUCAGCAGAUCUUGAAGAAAUACCGGUGCAUCCCAGUCACUUGUGGCAGCUUGAGGAGCUUGUGGAUCAUAAAAACAAUAAGUUGCCUGAUGAAAUAUGGUUGGGGAAAUUUAUGGUUUAUGCCCCAAGGGGGUGAAAUUUAGGGGACAAAGACCACUACACCUGUAGCCCUUUUGGCAACAGAUGAACAACUGAGCUCAGCACCCAUAACAACUAUAACCCUAGGGAAUCUUUUUCCUACCACUCCCCCACCCCUGAGACUGACAUCACAGGUCCUGGGAUAAUUAAUACUCUUCCCAAAGAUAGAUUUUCUUUUCUUUUAAAAAGAAUAACAGCAUGGUAGAGCACUCAAUUAUGUUCUGAGAGGCUGGGUUCAAAUUAUGCCUCCAGCACCUAGUACCUGUGUGAAUUUGGGCAAAUGAAUUCAUCAUUCCAGGACUUAGUUCCCCAUGUAUGCAUAAUGAAAGAAUUAGACCAUCUUUUUGAGGCUUCUUCCAACUUGAGAUCUAUGAUCUUAUCAUGAUGAUGAUAACAAGUAGUCUAAUCAGAUAUUUAACAGCUCUCCUAAAGAUUACCAAGGACCAUUUUGAAAAUGUUGGUCUUGUCACCUGAUACUCUGUUGCUCUUUCCAUGGAGUACCUGUGCCUGGAGAAUGGGCAUCAUCUCUCAUCCCUGUGGAAGUGACCCCCACACUUGGGCUUUAUUGUUACGCUUAAGAUUUUUCUUUCUUAAUCCUCUAAUAUCAUGGAGGGGGCUCCCUGUGCUUUAGCAUUUUAAAAGAGACUUUCCCCCCCAUCAAUUUAUCCUUAUUUGCCUUUUUUUGUAUGGGUGAACUGUUUCCAAAUGUCAGAAGGAAGCUCCACUGGUUUAGAGAUUAGAUUACUAUUUAAAUUGGGUUUCUAGAGAAGGAAGAGAAACCCCUUCGCCUACUGAUUACACAAAGCAAACAUCCAGUAUAGCAGGUGUGAAUUCAAUCUAGGGUGGGUUUAAUUUACCAGGUGCAUUUGCAAACCCUAAUGUAAUGUCCACAAGGGAUGUACUUUUAAUACAACAUUUGAGUCCUAAUUUUGUCCAAGUCCCAAACUGUUACUUAAUACUAGAGGGAUUAACAUCUUUGAUGAAAUGUUAUGGGCUUAAAAAUGUCUUGCCUUUGGGGAACUCUAUCUGGUAGGGUCCUGAACAUGAAAAGGCAAGUUGGAGAAUGAUUAGGUCUUCCUAAUUCAUGCUUCUCUGGGGGUUUUUAUUGACUAUCCUUGAUAGAAAAAUAAGAGAAACCCUGAUCAUGGGCAUUAAUGGUCCAGCUCCUGUUUGGAGUUGCUGCUAAAAUAUGACAAUCUAGGUCCAAGUUAGUGUGAAUAAUGGGUCUCUUCAAGUGGUCACAUGCAUUUGAAUUCACACUAUUCAAAAUUAUAAUUAUAUAAAAUUAAGUAAUUGGUUGCAACCCAAUAGAUGUAUUCAGAAUGAAUUUGAAGACUAAGACUGCUUGAGAGUUGUUAUUCCCUCUAAUUGAUAUAGUGGACUUGCCCACUCAUGCAUUUUUCAUGUCCAAAUUCCAUUUGAUUUAGGAAGUUUCCUUUAGUGGUUGGUAUUAAGGCCAUGUGGAUUUGGAAGCAACACCUUUGGAUCAAUCAGAAGAUGGUGAUGGUUUCCCAACACAAUAGGAUCCCUUCAAAGAACUGUUUGUACUUGGCCAGGAAGAAAGUCACCAAGUCCCGGAUGUCUCUGUUGCUCAGUUUGACCAAAGGUUUUGUUUGUUAUUAGGUAAAAGGUGCUUCUUUCAUCAUAUCUAGGACUUACGGACUAUGCAACUUGACUUAAUCUAAUUUUAAAAUCUUCAUAAUAAGCUAAUCUGUGAAACUAAUCUCUUUGUGUCUAUGAUUGCCUAAACCACCCCAACAGCACCUUAUGUAGAAAAGGGAAAACUGUCACACCGGCUAAAGCCUGGCCUUCGUGCCAUAGGCUCUCUUUCACUGAAAUGGCCCAUCCAUUGUCUUGGUAUUCAUUUAGACACACUGACAUUCUCAAGUCUUGAAUCCCAAUUUAUCCAUAGCAUAUAUGGUAAUGUUCUCAAAAUCAAGGCUUUCAAUGUCUUUUAUUAUGAAUCAGGCUUGACCCUUGCUCUGAGAGCUGCAAGAUAGCCUACUGUCCUCAUGAUAAAAAAAUGAUCUAGGUUCAAAAAAUUCUGCCUCAGAAAAUUACUAGAUUUUGAUGCUGAAGUCACUUAAACUUUUUGAACCUCAGUUUACUCAUCUAUAGAACUGGCCUAAUAAUAACCAUAGCACUCAUCUCACAGGACUGAUGUGAAGAUCCAGUGAGGUUAUAUAUAUAUAGUGCUUUGCAAACUUUAAAGUACUACUACUCUUAAAACUUAAAACCCCACUAAAACUUUUGGGACACCUUUUAUAUUUAUGUAUCUAUUUAUUUGUAUAUUAGGUGGUCAUAGGUAAUAAAACUUCCCUAAUACUCUGCUUUCUGUUUUGUCAUAUGGUGAGAUAUGUUUUUAUAAUAGUGCAUAAGCUAUUGAAUUGCCUAAGGACUAUAGGCAAUAGGUUUUUUGACAAUAGUACCUGCUGCUUGUGUAGCAUUUUCAAGCUUGCGGAACAUUUUGCGUUUAUUAAGCACCUACUCUGUGCCAGACAUGGUGCUAAGCACUGGGAAUACUAAGAGAGUCAAAGGACAAUCCCUGCCUUCAAGGAGUAUAAUAAUCUAACAGGGGAGACAACAAACAAACUGAUAUGUAUAAACCAGCUACAUAUAGGAUAAAUUAUUGUUUGUCUUUUGUUUCUUUAAAAAAUGUUAUUUUAAAAAGGUUUUUUCCAGAUUAUGUUGAUAUAAUUUUUAAUAAUUGUUGUCUGAUAUUUUGCAAUCCAUGUUCUCUCCCUCCCUCCUAUUCUUCCCUCCUUCUCCAGGAUGACAGGUAAUAUGAUAUAGAUUGUACAUGUGUUAUUAUACAACCUAUUUCCAUGUUUGUCAUGUUGUGAAAGAAGACAUAUCACUUACACUUGAGAAAAAUAAAAGGAGGAAAUAAAAU
Molecule: messenger RNA, 9545 nt
Organism: Monodelphis domestica (gray short-tailed opossum)
Lineage: Eukaryota; Metazoa; Chordata; Mammalia; Didelphimorphia; Didelphidae
Gene: MICAL2
Product: microtubule associated monooxygenase, calponin and LIM domain containing 2
Molecular function (GO): protein binding; FAD binding
Source: RefSeq, a predicted model, not a curated record